UCAUCGCGCGAUUCUCAAUGAGCGCGGUUUAAGUUCGUAUUCUCGGCUAGCUGCAUGCUGUGAAAUUGCAGUCGCAUUUGUUUUUAUAAAUAUUUAUUGUUCCGGAAAGGUUCCGUCACCUUCGCCACCUUCGCCAUGUGCCAACUGCAGCUACUCGGUUUCCUGAUCACCAUAUUGCAGAUCGGCUUAUUAAGUGCUCAACGCCUCCCAUACGUAGCCUGUCCUGGUCUUUUUCGCUAUCUAGAGUACCAGAAUGAGUACAUAGGACAUUUGAAACUCGUUCUGGAUAAUACGAACGCGGAAAACGAAGUUCGUAUAGAACUUUCCCAGCCUGGAGAUAGAGCCCCGCCCACCCCAGGAAUGUUUAACUUCUUGGAAGACGAGGACUCACUGUCUUAUCGCUUGAGAAACGAUGAGCCCAUCAACUACCGAAUCGACUUUCCAACGUCGGGUGUAGUGCCCAAACUUACCAAAGUUUCGGUCAAUGGGGAAAUUGUGUGCCAGGCUUCAGAAUUUAGACCGCCUAGCAUUAAGCUAAAACUGUCGCGCAUUCUGCGAACUAGUAUUCCCUUGGCAGCUCUACCGCCACCUCAGCGAUCCGAUCCGCCACAGUGGUCCCGGAAUCCUCCAGGGAACUUUACAGAAGAUACACCUCCUCAGAGAAGCCGUCCACAGCCUCCUCCAAGGAACAUAGGAGUCUAUGACGAACGGGAGCCACCUCAAAGAAGCCGCCCGCAGCAGACUCCGCCUCCUCCUCAAAGGCAGAGACCUCAAGAAGUGCCAGUUAGACCACCAGUGCCCUUGGUUCCGCCCGUACAAUCAUUUCCAUAUCAAACAAUUGGACAACUUAACGGCGUGUGUGGGCGGGAGAAGACCAUCCAGACGCCCUUCAUUCAUGGCGGAAAUGAGGUGGAACGGGGACAGCUGCCCUGGAUGACGGCCCUCUUCGAGCAGGUGGGCAAGGAUUAUAACUUCCUGUGCGGUGCCACCCUGAUCUCGGCCAGAACUGUGAUCUCUGCCGCCCAUUGCUUUCGCUUCGGCAGUCGCAAUUUGCCGGCUGAAAGGACCACAGUUUCGCUGGGUCGUAAUUCCCUGGAUUUGUUUGGACCGGGAUAUACCAGUGGUGUAUCGCUACUUUUGCUCCACGAACAGUAUAAUCCCAGUGUAUAUACCGAUGCCGAUUUGGCUCUGCUGCAGCUGACUGACCGUCCUGUUUUUGAUGACUUCAUCAGACCCAUCUGUUUGUGGAACGAGAACUAUCUGCUGGACUUGCCCUCUGGGUACAAGUCCUAUGUGGCUGGCUGGGGCGAGGACGAGCACGGCAAUCGGAAUACACGGCGGGCGAAGAUGACGGACACGGACAUCAUUACCCAAACGGAGUGCCGGGGAAAUCUGUCUGCGGAGAACGCGCACUUCAUCACCUCGCACACGAUCUGCGCCAGCAAUGCCCUGGCCUCGGGACCCUGCAGCGGGGACUCCGGCGGAGGACUGAUGCUCCAGGAGCAGGACAUCUGGUUGCUGCGCGGCGUCGUCUCCGCCGGACAGCGGAAGACCAACUGGUGCAACCUCACGCUGCCCGUCAUCUACACGGACGUGGCCAAGCACAUGGACUGGCUGCUCAAGAGCAUGUGGUUCUGAGGGAUUGUUGUUGAUUUAGUUGAAUUGAGUGCCAAAAUAAAUGAUAACUUCUUUAGCUUAUAACAAA
Molecule: messenger RNA, 1705 nt
Organism: Drosophila subpulchrella
Lineage: Eukaryota; Metazoa; Arthropoda; Insecta; Diptera; Drosophilidae
Product: CLIP domain-containing serine protease B15
Exons: 4
Coding region: 136-1638 (500 amino acids)
Biological process (GO): proteolysis
Molecular function (GO): serine-type endopeptidase activity
Source: RefSeq, a predicted model, not a curated record